CUUGACCGGUUGUCCCCUUGCUCUAUUCUCUCUCCACGUUAGCUGUGACACAGACAACUGGAAAAGGCGAAGAAACUCUGAAAACCCUAGAAAUUUACAGAAAAUUUCUCGGAAAUGCUCGAUUUCAGGUGAGACACUGAUCCGCCAUGGUGAAGAAGCGCGUGCCGGAAUGGCUGAAUUGCUCUCUUUGGUCCUCCAAUCCCCCUCUCGACGACGAACGCCACCUCCGAUAUGUUUCGAAAUCAGCCAGCCCAACCACGGCCACCGCAAACAACGUCAACCCUCCGGAUGAACCGCCAGUUCCCCAGCCUCCUCCCAAAGUCGUAAUUCAACAACCGCCGAAACCGGAACCAAAAGAUCCCCGAGAAGACGAUGAGCAGAGAUCUCCCAGUUUUUCGCCUGAAGAGGUUUCUCGUCAAUCUCAGCUAUUGACAGAGCUCUCACGGAAGACAAUAAAUAUGCUUGAAUUGAGGAGAUUGACAUCGCAGGGUAUACCGGAUGGUGCUAGAAUUCGUCCUACCAUAUGGAAGCUUCUAUUGGGGUAUCUUCCAAAUGAUCGCGGGUUGUGGGCAUCCGAGCUAACAAAGAAAAGAUCACAGUACAAGCAUUUUAAAGAGGACCUUCUGGUGAAUCCUGUAAGUCUCAACGACAAUAUCAUCACUUUCCAAGAUAUUGACAGUGUUAAUCCACAGUUCUAUGCAUUUAGAUGGAUAACCCUCCUGUUGACUCAAGAAUUCAAUUUUGCGGACAGCCUUCACAUUUGGGACACACUAUUAAGUGAUCUUGAAGGUCCACAGGAGACAUUGCUUAGAAUAUGUUGUGCUAUGCUGAUUCUCAUCCGGAGGCGCCUAUUAGCAGGUGAUUUUACUUCCAAUCUCAAGCUACUCCAGAAUUACCCUUCAACCAACAUAAGCCACCUCCUCUACGUUGCUGACAAGUUGCGUGCAGGAUCUGCUGGAUAACCUCCAUUUUGGUUUUUUUCCAUCCCCUUUUCUUUUCUUGCCUUUUUCUUUGCCUAUUUUUUUUGUAUUACAAAUUUGAUGUUUGUAUAAUUGCUAGAUGUAAAUGUUUGUUUAAAUUAACCACUUCGAGAGAAAAUAGUUUGCUUCAGCCACCUCCUGUCAUGUAUUUCCUUGACCUGUAGUGUCCUUUGCUAUCUGUACGAGUCGUUUUUUUUAAGUUCUGUGACUUCUCUCUGARCAUUGAUACCAGGCAACAUUUGUCAUUCUGAUUGGUCGAAAAUAUUGUACCAAGAAGCAUCAAACCAUUUUUCCCCUAA
Messenger RNA from Nelumbo nucifera (sacred lotus), 1279 nucleotides. The record is from RefSeq and is a predicted model, not a curated record. Lineage: Eukaryota; Viridiplantae; Streptophyta; Magnoliopsida; Proteales; Nelumbonaceae.